Belonocnema kinseyi is the source of this 393-nucleotide messenger RNA. RefSeq names its product putative carbonic anhydrase 3. Bases 1 to 393 code for a protein of 130 amino acids. Lineage: Eukaryota; Metazoa; Arthropoda; Insecta; Hymenoptera; Cynipidae. The record is from RefSeq and is a predicted model, not a curated record. The transcript has 3 exons. Gene Ontology annotation, cellular component: cytoplasm. Gene Ontology annotation, molecular function: carbonate dehydratase activity; zinc ion binding.
AUGGUGAAAGAAAGCGUAAUUCAAAUUUUGAGUGCGGUGGUUUUUAUCACUCAGCUUACUGGAAUUUUCUCAUUCAAUUACCAACAAGUCAACGAAUGGAGUGGAACUGAUAAAGAAUAUGCAGGAAGAAGACAAUCUCCUGUAAAUAUCGUAACGCGUCAAAUAAAGAAAGAGCUCAAAGAGAAUUUGAAAAUGUCUGGUGGCGAAAUAAAACCAACAAGAAUCGAAGUGAAGAAUGAUGGCCAUACUGUGAAAUUUUCGCCUAUCUAUCCAUCUGAAAGACCAAGUAUUAGUGGUGGACCUCUCAAUGGUGUGUAUUACUUGGACAGCUUCCACUUCCACUGGAGUGUUACGAAUUCAAAAGGAAGUGAGCAUGCUAUUGAUGGAAAAUAG